Platichthys flesus (European flounder) is the source of this 5543-nucleotide messenger RNA. RefSeq names its product family with sequence similarity 89 member A (gene fam89a). The transcript has 2 exons. NCBI's taxonomy places the organism in Eukaryota, Metazoa, Chordata, Actinopteri, Pleuronectiformes, Pleuronectidae. The coding region runs from base 182 to 715 and encodes 177 amino acids. The record is from RefSeq and is a predicted model, not a curated record.
CUUCGCCCUGUGUGCGUGUUGCCUUCAUGGACCCUCGGUGUCUGGACACUUCCUCGGGCUCGGUCGCAGCCGGAUCCUCGAGCUUCGCUUCUUCUUCUUCUUCUUUGUGUUUCUCAGAACCGAACAUUUGGACCUAAAGUGUCCAACGAACUUCCUCGCUCCUCUUCCAGCCUCGAGCGCCAUGAACGGGAAGUCUUCUCACGGGGCCGCGGGGGGGAUGGCCUGCAUCGACGGGCUGCCGCCGCUGCCCAAGAGCCUGAGCGGCUUGCUGAACUCGAGCGGCGGCUCCUGGAGGGACAUGGAGCGCAUGUACGUGAAGAAGACGAUGAUCCAGGACGACCUGAGCCGGGGCCGGAACCACGGGGGGGAGAGCCUGCUGGCCCACAAGCCGCAGAACCUGGACGCGGCGCUGGCGCUGCUGCGGAAGGAGAUGGUGGGUCUGCGGCAGCAGGACAUGUCCCUGCUGUGCCAGCUGUGGUCGCUCCACGAGUCCAUCCAGGAGUACAAGGGCAGCUGCCAGGACCUGAGCGCCGCCUCCAGCCUCAGCCUGAUGGAGAACGGCUACUUCGACGAGGACGACGAGUAUUACCCGGAGACCGGCGCCACCCCCACCGGGGAGCAGCCGGACGGGGAGGUCGGAGACGCCACAGCGGCCAAGAACGGGAGCGGUAUCGGCAAAGACGACAGCUGGGACUCUUUUCACGUCACCAUCUGAGGCCUCGUUCUCAGCAUCUCUCUGCAGAUGGAAAGACACUUCGGGGGGAGUGAGUAAAGCUGGAGGAUCAGUGGAGCGGCUUUAAAAAAGAGCUUUUGGCCUUGGAGAAGGGAGCGGCUGGUCAGAGAUGUGGUGUCUCUUCACCGUAGCAGACUGUAAAUACAAAGCACCAGCUCCAGUGUGAUGGUUCUGCUCCUCCGGGGAAACGUUCACCUGCGGCCCGGUGUCCUGACGAUCCGCCUGACGCCCUCUGAAACACUCAGGAGUCCAGAUGGAUCGUUUUGAAUACUCCAAAUUAGGAAAAUAUAUAUAUAUGACGUAUUCCAUUUAUAAUCGGCUCUGCUGCUGCUUCUGUAUCCACUAGCCAGGCUCCCUUUAUGGCAGAACUUUUUUUUUUUUUUACAUAACCAAGAUAUAUGAACAAAGUUUUAUUAUUUAUUAUAUAAUAUAAAUAGCUCUCAAUGGAAAGUUUGUACUUCAGCUCCACCCGGGAACAAGGGAACAGCAUCUACCUGUUGGACUUGGGGUGAAUAAAGAGGAUUGGAUUUCUGAGCUCUGCGAUCGACUUGUUGACCUGUUGAUGGAGACUGUGGAGGGGGGGGGGGGUUGAAUCCAUCAGGGCAGAAGUGGAGAAUGAUAUGGAGGUCUGCUGUGGGAGGGGGGGAUCCUCCUCACUUUCUUUGCCUUACAGUCGGAGCAGAUGUUAGCUCUAAAAAUGUGAAACGUUCAAAAUGCUGGAAACUGUUUUAAACUCUUUACUUUUGGUGAAACAUGCGACCGCCCAGUGCACCAGGCAAUGAGUCAUGGACAUUACAAACUGCCAUGUUUACUUUUCAUAGUUAUGACCUUUUGUUUCUGUCAAUAAUAACAUUGUACUCAUCAGGAUCUGGGAAAUUGGCAACUCAGCCACUCUUUUGAGUGCAAUUUUAUCAUAAUCGGUAGAAAUAGCAGCCAAAACUAUGAAAAUACAACCCAAGUUGUGCUAAACUGUAAUUAUUCCUCAACACAGCCAGUUAGGAAGUGAUAACCAGUAAUAAUCAGGACGAAACAACACAAAAUGAGCAACUUUCUACCCAACUUUGAGGCUUUUAUUAAUAUAAUCUAUUUGAAUGCCUGGUCGUGACGCACUUCUCUCGUAGCUUGCACUUGAUCGUUGGAACAGACUCACUGGGAAAAAUCACAAGUGCAAACGUGACUUUGAAAAGUUGUGUGUCGGUCGGAUUGUGAGCACGCUGUUGUCGUCCAUGUCGCAGAGCGAAGUCGAAGCUGUAGCUCUAAACCUGGUCGCAGAUAUCAGUUCAAUACAGGGUGCUUUUCUAAAACUGUUUUUCCUUCAAGAUCCUGAACAUUCUCACCGUAGCAUCACAUGCAGGCUGAACAUCAGUUCAGAUUCAUCAGACAGAUUUUCUAAACAUCCACUUUUCCAUUUCUACUCAUUUCUUUUCUCUUACAAGAUUGUAGCAGGGAGAGUUUGUUGUGUUCAGUGGAAACCAGUGAACAAUCUGGACAGUUCCAGUGUCGUCCUCACGGAUCUCCUCGUACAGUCUGAGGAGUGUUUCCAUUUACUAACACAGCCUUACUUUAAACUCUAUCUUCUCUGUUUCUGCCGUCGUCCUGCGUCAUGUAUCUUACGACAGGCCGAGACACUUGGAUGUGUGUGUGCAUAUAUUCUUCACCUCUAAUCGUCACAUGAAUGCUCUGUCCGGUCGUCCUUCAUGUCUGAACUCUCGGCCUCGAUCUGUAGCACGUUGCCGUCUCAGCUCCGGUGAGCAGCAGCUGAUUUCAGUCACGUGUUGAUGCUGAGUCUGUAAAGAUCAGAGACUGUAGAAAGAUGGACGACAGGUCCCCUCUUCCUCCUGUUGUAGAAAAGUGAAGCCAAAAUGUCCAGGAUACGCGUGACUCCAUUUUGCUCUGUGGGCGUCUUUUGGAGCCAGAAGCUGCACAGUCGUGUUUAAAACCUCAAAUAACUUAAUAAAACCAAACUUAUCAGAAAUAUAAACACGUGGAUGAACAUCAAUGUGAUGAGAAAGACUUAAAAUUACAGAAACCUUCUAAUUAAAUGUUUAUUUCGACCUUUUAAUUUAGUUCAAGGCCCUUAGCUAACAUGGAGGAGGCAGGGUCUAUAACCUAUACUGCAGCCAGCCAGCAGGGGGCGAUCAAGAUGAUUUGGCUCCACUUUCAGGAAGUUGUCAUGUCGUCCAUCUUUAUUCACAGUCUACGAUAUUGAUCACAUGACCUCACGUCUCACAAACCAAAGAAGUUGCAGAACUCAAAAUGAAAAGUAUUCGGUUCAAGUUGCUGAGGAGGAAUUUUACUUUGAAGGUUCAGUUCAACAUGAUCCCUGACGUGUUGAAGAAUGUCUCCACGCGUCAUGUGACAGCUGAUGAAUGGAGCUGGACACUCAAUGUUAUUCUCUGAGUCCGAGCGGUGUCAUGAACACACUGAUGUUUGAUUUGUAGCGACGUGGUUAUUGUGACGUUGAUUUCACCGACUGACGUAUGAAAGUCUCGAAGAUUCAUUUGAACACAGUCACAGCUUAAAGAGCUCAAAGCCUCAUGUGUAGAAACGUUUGUUGGUAAAGGAAAUGUUUGACAUUUGGGGGAAAUGCACAUAUUUGUAUAAAAUCAUUAACACAACCGUCAUGUUUGUACAGUGGUUAGCUCGUUAGCUUAGCUUAGCACAAUGAGCGUUUACAAGGGGAAACAGUUCAAAUCCACCGGCACGACUAAAGCUCAUCAAUUAACAGCUCAGUGUUUAAAUCUGUACACAAACCGAAGUUCAAACACAACUCGUGUGAACCACAAGUACACAAGUCAGCAUGUUUCACAAAAUGUCAAAUUGUUCCUUUACCAAGUUUAAUCAUUUCAAUCGAUUUGGUUUAACUCUCAAUGAGGCUUUUUCUGCUUCUCACGUAUUUACUCACUUUUAAUCUGAAAACCUUAAUUAGAAUCUAAAUGCGUCUGCAAAUGUCUUAAUGCAAAAACAUAACCAGUCAGACAGAGAACAAUGGUUUCUUUAUAUAAUCAUCUCAAUUGAAUGUUUGUGUUAUUUGUCAUGGAGUUUUCUCUCCACUGUUUAUCACAUGUUACAGUUUGUCUGGAUCUGAGUGAUGCUGAUAUUUUACAGUCACAUUCGGCUUUUUGGGGUCGUUUCAUAAAACGUUGUUCUGUUGUUAAAGCUCACAAACGAUCGGACAGAUGGGAAAUCCAGACCCAGGCCUGUUAUUGGAUGUCUACACAUUUAGUGCCUUUUAGAAAUCUUCAGGUCUCAGACUGAUUUAAAAAGUGAAGAGCAAGGCUGGGAGGGAAAAUGUUCUGUCAUUUUCUAAAGUAGCAAUAAGACGAAAGUUCAGUAUAAAUCAACAUAAUGGUUAUUUAUGCAUCGUGCAAAUAAAUUGUAAAUGUUCUUCCUCACACUCACACGUCGGCCUCAGUUUGUGUGUUUUUCCUUAAAAGAAUUUGCCUUUAAAUUUGAAUUAAACAAUGAUUUAUCUACAUUUAUCCUGAUAAUAAUCAAUAUUGACUGAUAUAAAUAAGGAAAAUAGCAGGAGAGACUUUUCCAUCCACACAACAGAUUUGGAUAAAUGUUCGGUAAUAACAGCUUCAUACUUCAUACAAGAUUUAUUCUGAUCCUUUCAGUCUCCACUGUUAUUUGUCGUCUUUAAUUAAUAUAUAUAUAUAUAUAUACAACAGCCUUAAAAUCUGUCACGUCAAUUGCAAAAUAAGCUCCGUGUUGAGAUCCUCACUCGUUCGGCUUUGCACUUGUUUCGUUUGUGGCUGUUUCGUGUUCAAUCCCCUUAAACCGACAGCAUCCUGCUCCUCCUCCUCCUCCUCUUCGUCCCACCGGCACACUGCGCCUCUUGUACAGGAACACGACUGUAACCGAAUCCAGCACAGACCAGUUUGAAUGGUGCUUUUCACCAACACCAGCAAACUGCACCCAGUGUCGUAAAGCGUUAGCAGUUGAAUAUUGUGUAUUUUCUACUUUUGAAACAAACCCUCUCUCUUUUCAUGAAGUUGUUGGAUGUGUGACGUUGUGUGGUUUGUGUUGUUGGGACAAAAAACUCUUUAAAUGUGACUUUAUAAUAUUCGGUCGUGUCGUAUUAUUUAACAUCUAUAACUGUACAGAUGAAUAUGAUGUCAUGUCCCACCCUCAUUUUCUCUUAAAGGUCAAACUUUCAGUGCGAGUUUCUCUAAAUCCAAAAAGCGAGGGCUUCUUCUCUCUGGAGCCGAACAAUCACAUGGAGACAUGUUUCCUACUGGAGGGGCCUCGAUGGACCAGAAUGCAUCUCACCACAGAGACGCAGUGUGUGUACACAGCCGUGCUCUCGUGGUUGUGGGGAUGCAUUCUGGGAAAUGUGAAGGUUGUGGAAGAGGCUGCACCAAAAAUAGCAAAAGGAGACACUUAAUCAAAGUUGAUGAUAUUUAACGAGUGGGUGUCGGGGGGGGGGGGGUGUCCCGUGUGGAGCUUUUCUGUUAAAUCAGCCGCGAAACACAACAGACGCUAACAGAUGCUUUUUUUGCAGCCGUCUACCAGCAUUGACUCAAAGAAUAUACACGUUAACAUCCAGCCUUGAAUAUGUGUGGCUUCAUAUUUAUAUACAUUCAUUAAGUCCGUAUAGUGACAAAAGGUUUUGAUGUAUUUUGUGUUGUAUAAACAAACGUUCAGAGAACAUUGUGUGAAGCUUGUGUUGUUGUGAUCCCUCAUGACUCCUGCUCUUUAACCCCUGAACGACCUUACUACUGUUUCUUUGGACAAUAUAGUCUCUCAAUGCUUUCCUCUCAUAGUUAUUAUCCCGUUAUUAAUUUAAUAAAGUGGUUCCAUACUU